Hydractinia symbiolongicarpus is the source of this 5675-nucleotide messenger RNA. RefSeq lists its product as uncharacterized. The coding region runs from base 1126 to 5586 and encodes 1486 amino acids. The record is from RefSeq and is a predicted model, not a curated record. Gene Ontology annotation, molecular function: protein binding. The transcript has 13 exons. NCBI's taxonomy places the organism in Eukaryota, Metazoa, Cnidaria, Hydrozoa, Anthoathecata, Hydractiniidae.
UUGUUUUCGUUUAUACUAGACUUAUGGUGACCACAGUCCUGGAAAAUUCUGAAAGUUUUUUCUGGAAAGUUUUUAAAUUUUGACCAAAGGUUUAAGUUGAUCCAGACAUCACAAUCAUUUUGUAAGUCGAAUUUUUACAAAUAACAUUAAGGUAACAGUAAGGUCCUGGAAAUUUCGCAUAAUAGCAAUUUUUUCUGCAGUUGUCCAACCUCGACAACAGGCUUUUUUCUCUUUUUGAUAUCAGGACAGCGUGCUCCGAGUAUAAUAAAAUCUCAAACAAUAUUGUCCGGGAAAGGUAAGAUUACCAAUUUUAAAUUUUUGUGGCCAACAUGUCGAACGAAGAAUUGUAACGCUUUUAAUAGCCAACAAAAUUUUGGGUCGGACUCGAUGUUGCUCACGGUUUACUCAUUGAUAGCCAUGUUGUUUUUUGACGUCAUUAACAUUUCUUUUCGUGAAGCGUCCCAUGCAUAGUAGUAGAAGGAUAGAAAGGAGCGUAUUCAUAUGUUUAUGUAACAGAUAAACUAAAAAACACAAGUUAUAAGUUUUUAAAGCUGGUUACAGAACGAAAAAUAUUGAUUGCCGUUUCUACAGGAGCCCGCGUUUAAGCGAGUGAUUUAGGCAAGUCAUUUCAGCGAGGGAUUUAAUCUAAAGAAGAUAUCACCUGCGAGUUAUUAAUACUUUCACGAUUUUAUUCAAAAAAAUUUUCAUGGAAAAAUCCUUGAAAGAGGUCGCGAAUAGAUGUUUGAUUUUUAUUUCAAUGUAUUUUCUUUUUGUGAUAAAAGUGUUUUUUGUUGCUCUUUGUUUAGCCGGCAAAUAUAAUUAAAAACUGAAAUAUUGUGUUUAUGUUUUCAUCAUUUUUUCCCAGUGUUUUUAUAUUCUUGGUUGCCACGGGCAAGUAAAUGAAAAACAAGAAGAAGAGAAACUCAUAUAAUUUUUAAUACAUUUCAAUUAUUUUUUGUUAUAACAUAUAUUGAAUUCUUUUGUUUAUACCAAUAUUAAGAAGUGAUUGGAAAAAAACAAUAAAAAUCGAAGAGAAUUUCAUUUUUAUUUUUCUACCAAGAAUUAUCAUGAAAGAAGAUGAAAUCUAAAGUUAAGCGUGGUCAUACGAGCUGUUAAGUUUGUGCUAUGGGCAGUGCUUGCUCUAGCCAUGGUAUACAAAUACACAACUCUAUUGGGUUGGGAAAGGAAAUGGCUACAGCUUUACUUUCUCCAUUUCGCUUCAGUCGGGACGAUGCCGAAAAACUACUGGAAUCAGCACACGUUGGUUCAUAUCUCUUUUCAUACGAUGUAGCCUCUGAGCGUUUCGUUUCUGUCAGUGCAGGCGGGUACGUUUGCCAUCAUGCGAUAUCCAAACAAGGCUCUGUUUACAUUGUUGGUGGGGAAUGCUUCUCCAAUAUGGAUAAAGCCAUAGAACACUAUCGGAACCAUCCGUUGGGUUCUGUCAAACUUACCCGACAAUUUACCGACAUCAAUACUGUAACAACAGCAACUUCAAAACCAUCACCAACAAAUGAAAUCAGCAAAAAUUCAUCUCUCAGCAAUUCAAAGUACGUAGAGAAUCAAAAUGAAACUUGGAAGAAACAGCGAAAGGUAUCUUUUAAAGAAAUGACUCCUGAUAAUUCUGGCGUUGAAAAUGGAGUAGCAGAAACAGAGUUGGAAACAACUUUGAUGAAAAAUGAUAAUAUAGUGAAACAGAACUCUGUUUCCUCGGCAGACGAGGAGGAAGAAGAAAUUUUGCUCGACGAACCUAUACCAAUCUUGCCGGGACCCAGUGGUGUUCGACCGCCUCCGUUAUUCCCACGGUUUUCAAACCUUGCUGAGGAGCUGGCAGAGUUUCCAUUUGACUCCGACUCAGUGUACGAUUCAAAACAAACAUUGUUUCAGUUGUACAAAGGAAAUCCGAAGCUCAGUUACACGCCACGAUUGGACAUGGUGAAAUUAAUUGUCACUGGACAAUCCGACACUUACCAAGAAAGAAAAUACUUUCAAUUUAACCUAUUAAAACCGUUACAGCUGUUUGCUGAGCAGAACAACGUGCACUUUGAGUAUGUUGACCUCAUGUUACAGUACACGAAUUCAGAAUUACAUAAACAACAGUCAUGGUCACACGAAGACAUGUGUGAAGGUGUUAGUAAAGAAAUAAAUGAAUGCAGAUUGCACAAAAUUCCGUAUAUUUUAUUGGUGUACUCGGGCCACCGCUUUGGGCCGCUUUUAGUUCCUGACCACAUUGGAUUGAAUGAUUUUGAAACUAUUUUAAAUCACCUGGAAGGAGUAAAGAAGACCAAACUGGAAGAAUACUAUUCAGUGGAUGACAACUGCACUCCCCCUCUGUUUGUUUUGGAUGAAGCGUCUGCGUCAGAUGUAAAAGUGAAGUCAAACCUUACCGAAAUAUUCCAUACAAGUGAAAACCUCUUAAAAGAAGAAACACUCUGGAAGUACUUCGCCCCUGGGUGCGAACGUCAUCUAAAAGAGGCUUUGUGCGAUCCUCGCUCUGUUGUCAUUUUUAUCGAACGGAAAUUUUAUGAUCUCGAUGACUACCUUGAUGACCCAGCUUUUAGAAAUAUUAGAGAAGUUCAAUAUAAAGACAAAGUUUGUAGUUUAAUCAGGGAAAAGUGGACGCAAACUUUUAACGAAGUUGAAAAUAUGGAACGUUAUUACGGAGAUCAGGAGUCUGUUGCCAUGACUACAUCCGUCAAGGUACUUCAGGACGAAGAGAAAUUUCAGGCUUACUGUAAAGAGAUAAUAAAGCUGAUUAAUGACAGAGUCAAAAACAGCAUUCUCUCCAUUCAAUCCUCGUUGAAAUUAAAGACAGUAAAUGACACCGAUUAUGACGAGGUUUUGUAUCACCUUUUAACGUCAUGUCGGAUAUCUUCCGAGUCAACUUUGGAUGAAAAUUCUUAUUGCGAUGUUAAUAAAUAUAUACGUGGCAAUACAGAUAAACCGCUUAUCAUUUACGGUUCAAAAUGGUCUGGAAAAUCAUCAUUAUUAUCACGUGUUCCAAGCAUUGCAGCUGGUUGGUUUAAUAGCGCCUGCUGCAUUGUUUGUAGAUUUAUUGGACAUACCCAGGACUCAAGUUCCCUGAAAUUGUUGUUAAGAAACAUUUGCGUACAAAUAAGUUACGCGUACAGUACUGACCCAACAGUCAUACCACAGGAUCUAGACGAAAUCAUCAAAUUUUUCAAAUGUUUGCUUGAUCUGCCAACCGAUUCUCUACCACUGGUUCUUGCUCUUGAUUCACUGGAUCUAUUGAACUGUAGCGAUACUGUUAAUCCAAUUUCAGUGAUUCCAACUAAGUUGCAAGCAUAUGUAAAAAUAGUUGUGACGUUAGAUUCAGAAAACAGGAACACACGCGACAACGACAUAGUCAGAAUAACUCUACCAAAUUUCACCUCAUACAGAGCACUCGAAUAUCUCGAUCAGCUAUUAGUAAAGGAAGAUAGAACUCUAAACAGCGAACAACAAAAAAUCGUCGCUGAGACUAUUGAGAAAUCAAACGAUCCGACGUUUGUACGAAUUUUGUUGACGGAGCUGGUGUCACAGAGGUCGUCAGAUGAGACGUGUACGUGCAGUGCAAAUACAUCAGAAGGUUUGGGUAAAAUAUUUGAGCGAAUGGAAGAAACAGUCGGUUUUACCUUUAUAUCAGCUUUUUGUUUUGCAGUAUCUUUAGAUCAGUUUGGAAUUCCAAAGCCGCUACUGUCAACUUUUCUGAAAACUGUUAUGAAUGAACUUGAUCAGGUUGGCACACAGACUAAAAUCCGAUUUGUUAUGGAGCAACUCAAUGUCGUGUGCGUAUACCAAGUAAAGUUUGGACAAAUAUACAUAUGUUGUCGGGAUAGAUUACUUGCUAACUUGGUUCAUCCAAAAUAUGCACAGGGUCAUUUAGACUACGUAGACGUAUUUAAGAAUAUUUCCGAAGAAUAUUUUACAGAACAGAAAUCUAAAGCAUGGUUAACUCUGAAACAAGAUCUCGAUGUGUUUAAGUAUUACGAGCCUCAGUAUUCGUUCCUUCAACGAUUUAUCCUCCGCUACGGAGAUCUAGCGCAACUGAAAAAAAACUUCCUUCUCAACUAUGCUUUUGUUUACAACAAACUAAACUGUGUGUCUUUAUUUCACGUUCGAUUCGAUUUUGCAGAAGCUCUUAUGAAGUACCCUGACGAUUACGAACUAACCGUUUUGAACGAACUGUUAGAGCUAUCAAAAGAAGUGCUACUAACAGAUCCGAGUCAGCUUUGUUUGCAAACGGUCUGUCGUCUUGAUAGAUGCAUAAAAGAAGCAUGUCGAACCGACGAAAUUAUUGAAGAACAGCCUGAAAAGAUUUGCGAAAGCACAUCACUACAAACCUUUAUCACGGAGGCGGCUAAACGGUGUGACACGUUGAAACCACACAGACAGUGCCUCACUAUCCCAAACAAAUGUAGUAAUGCCACAAAGGACGAGCAGAGUAAAUGGAGUGUAAAGGAUUUAAAAUUGAUGUUUGUUUUAUCAAAGCAAUAUGAAUUUGUGGGCUGGAGUUUCGAAAGAGGAGAAUUAUAUUUCUACAAUUUCGAGAAAAUUUUAGUCAAAUCUAAAACUGUAGAAAAUUUUCAAAAGGUUGUGUUGUGUAUGGAGGAGCAGCUAGUGGUGGAAGUUUCUCAUAACGAGUCUGAGAGUAAAUUUGUCGCUUUUAACAUGUGCAGUGAAGAAUGGCUGAAUAUAUAUCCAGAGGGGGUCUCUUUCACCGACAUUUUUCACGUGUUUGCUACUGACCAUAAAAACUUGCUGUUCUGUUUAAACGAACAAAUGAAUGCGUUACGUAUAGUCAAUGUUAAAGACUUGACUGUUGUGUGGAAAUACGAAACCGAUGCAGUCUUCCAUAACAUCGUUUUGUGCAAGGAUGCGAGUACCGCCAUUUGUUACAUUGACAGAAGCUAUGAAACAAGUAAGGUUAAUUUUACUGAAGAUGACCACGAAGAUGAAAAUAAAGAGGAAGAGGACAUUGACCAGCCAGUCCAUGUUCAGACAUACUAUGAAGAAAUUGUAGUACUCGACUGCACAAACCACCAACAGGUAAUGUGCUUAAGUUCUCCUUCAGAUCAUUAUUGCGGCAAAGUAUUCGCUCUAUCUGAAGAUGGUCAGUACUUUGUACGCGUAACAGAAGUCGAUAUUCAUCUUCUGGUCUGGAAUAUACAUAAAGGAAAAUUGAUGCAUGAUAUUAACACUUCAUCGUGUAGACUCACUAGAUUGUUGGUUUCUACUCGUGGAAAUUGUAUCGUAUCGGCUGCCUCCGAUUCCUCAAUAUGGGUGUAUAAUUUAGCAGACGGCAGUUUACGAUUCAAGUUGACCGAGCCAGUUCGCGCUAUUCGUGGAGGAUACAUGGAUGAUGCACACAAUCUAUGCUUAUCCGACGACGGGAAUAUCGCAGUACAUUCUGUGAAAUCAAACUUUCAUCCCAGUUUCAUUGUAGUUUGGAAUCUAGUGACUGGUACACGGCUCUCUUCUCUUACAACUGACUAUUAUGGUUCCAAUUACUACCUAUCUCCAACAGGACAAUCUUUGAUAGGUACAUUCCCAGUAGGCGUGGUCGCAUUUGAUAUUACCCAAUCAUAAGCAAUAUCUCACAGCGUAUUGAUUUUUUUUAAAAAUAACUUUAAAUGGUUUAAAUUAUAUUUUGAUUAAAAAAACGAGACUUUAGUUAA